Messenger RNA from Branchiostoma floridae (Florida lancelet), 3243 nucleotides. RefSeq lists its product as uncharacterized. The transcript has a single exon. The coding region runs from base 100 to 2610 and encodes 836 amino acids. Gene Ontology annotation, cellular component: lysosomal membrane; BLOC-2 complex. Lineage: Eukaryota; Metazoa; Chordata; Leptocardii; Amphioxiformes; Branchiostomatidae. The record is from RefSeq and is a predicted model, not a curated record. Gene Ontology annotation, biological process: melanocyte differentiation; lysosome localization; organelle organization.
AUAUUCCUUGCGCCUGCGUGCUGCACUCCACCAUCAUGGCCGCCAAACUGGACCGAAAAGUUUCUGCUGAGCUCUAAUUUUGAUGUUUUCAAACCUUUUAUGAUGUUUUCGCUCCGCCAAUUGAGUUCCACACGAAGCCUUCCUAACAAGCAACAUUUUGAAAAGUUACUGGACUCGGCCGAUAACUCGGUCCGCCAAAUAUGGGUCAGUCCGGGGCAUAUCUUCGUCAGCUGGCAGGGCGGACAUCGUCUGACGUCGUUUGACACAGUUCCCGUUCAGAGACAUAGUUUCGAUCCACAGGAGGCAAGAAAGACCGACGUUUGUAGUGAAGCCGGGUGUUUGGAUCUCCAGAGACAAGACACUGAGGUGAUUUCACUUUGCUUCAAGAAGAAGAACCCCACAGAACUUUACAUUGCCUUUACAAACGGGGAGGUUGAAGUGUGGGCGUAUCUCACACAAGAGGGGUCCCGCACUCCAAACUGGACUUCCCGUGGCGGUUUCGGACUUUGGAACGGAGACCACAACGGGAGGCGUGUGUGCUCGCUUUUUCUUCACGAGGAGCAGAACUGUUUGUACUGGUGUGAAAAGAGGGCUACAGAUGUGUCGUCGUCACCGAACCUAAAUUCGGACAACAACGGUACUCGCUAUGUUCACUGCGUGUCGAAGAAAGGACUCCCACUUAGUCAUGAGACAGUCAGCAGUUACACGGUGGGGUCAACGUUCACGUUUCUGGAACACUGCCCCCCUUGUCAGCUCUACCCCACGCAAGACGGUGUGGUGGUGUGGCCAGAACAACCCUGUCCAGCGGGGCUGUACUUCACGUGGCACCAAACUAAGAACACGCUCCGGACAUGUAGUCUAGACAAGGGGUGUGUAACUGCUCGUACGAAAGUGGUGUCUCAUGGAGUAUCGUUUGCUGAUGCCGUGAAAUCAUCAGUUUCUGCAUGGGCACAGAUCAGCCAGCUAAGAAACAAUGGCGUAGUUGCCAUAGUCAGAGAUCCCAUCCAAGAUCAGUUGCUCCUUGUCUUAGAGAGUGGCGACGUGAAGUCGUUGUCUAACAAAGGUCAUCUGCAACACAAGUGUCACAUUGCACAGUGGGCAACCGUGUUUAACUCUGUAGUGCCGGGUGAGUGCGAGUGGUUUGUUUACACCUUUGCUAUUGGUUGCGUUCUACCCGAUGGGAAGGUGUUCUUGUUUCACGCUGAAACGGGAACUCUAGUCCAGGAAAUCCAGGGUUUCUGUGAACAAGACUCAGAAGGCAGUACGUCCUUGUGGGUUGGAAGUGGCCAGCUGCCCGGUGUUGGGUUUUGGAGUGCCAGACAUGGUGUGUGGGAGCUCUGCUUAUCAGUGACUGACACUGCAGGUACUAGGGCAGUGCUUAACACUGGGGAACAUGUACGGUUGAUGACAGGACUGAGCCAAACAAGCAGUGCAGCACGGCUGACUCUAGAAGAAGCAGUCAAGUACUACAAAGACAGAACCAUUCACGGCGAGAACAUCGACGUAGAAAGUCUGAUGAAGAACACCAUGCUGCAAAGCCCAGCUCUUCUUGUGGCUCUCCUUCACAGUCACUCCAGACAGGCGUCAGACCAAAUAGAGAGGGAACACUUGGAACAGCUCAUGACCUUGUACCAAAGUAGCGGCCCGAUGACUCGAAUGCAAGAGUCACUUCAUCCACUGCUGAAUCAGUUCUGGGACUUAGAGACCAAGUGGAAGAGUCUGAUAGAAGCCUGUGGAAGUACAGAACAAGAGAUACAAGAAAGAACAAUACAGACUGAAGUGAGGAUAUUGCUGAAAUCAGAAGAUAACAUUUCUCCAACCAGCAUGGCUCAGCUGGAGUUACUUGCACUCAAGUUCCCGACAGAAUUUGUAAGAACACUUCUCAACGACCUACAGGUCACUCACCUGUCUGAAACUAGUCACCUUUUGACCGACCAAACAACUUUGUGGUCAACAGUGUUGAGUACAGAGAGGACGUCUCACAACAUGCCAGUAUUCGAACUGAUCUGUAGAUUACUGUAUAAAGAACAGCCUUCACAGCUUCUAGCCUUUGUCCAGAAGGCCUCCUAUGUCAAAGACGAUAUCAAAGGUCCCUCUGCUCUCAGCAGAAGCAGUAGUUUAUAUGACAGGGCUUUACAAUGUCUACAUGUGCCAGAGAACUCCUGUAUGAACAUAGAUAUGGUACUGGCUUACUGUGACUUGCUCGCCAAUACCUCCAGCAAGGAUGCAGCUUUGGAGGCGCUUAGACUUCUUCUCAGGUUUAACAGACUAGAGGAGGCCGUCAGUCUUGUGUCAAAGAACUCAGAUCAGAGCAAGCAACACUUUGCCCUCUUCCACAACCUUUUGGUCAACAUCGUAGAAAGCGGGACGCUCCAAUGUGCGGACCAGUCUGUCUGGGACCUGGUACCUAAGAAACUUGGAGCCGAUCAGCUGCUGAGUCUACUUCGAGAACAUUUACCAAAGAGAAGAGGAAAGAGUGGGAAGGGGACGAGAUUGCAGGUCCUGUGCGCAUCACCAAGUGACACUUCACUCUCUGUACUGAAGGGAGUUCUGUUGAGGACCAUUUUGGAACAUGAGGAUGCAAAGGAAAAACAUUGUGGGGAAGAAUGACCAACUUUUAACACAUUCUCAGUACAUGUAUUUGUUUUAAUGGCUGUUUUUUUGUCCAUUGUGCGAGGGUUAAACAUGCACUAUGGCUGUCAAGUUUAGAUGGCAGUCGUCCAAGCUAUGCAGGUUUACAUUUCUCUCCUGGUUGGUCCGAUGGGAUCUGUCCUUUGUAAUUGGGUCAUUUUGACAAUUUUCUAGGCCAUUGCUCAUUCAUUCUCUGUAUCAUGUGGUCAUGCCAGCAAAGUCGUAACACUGUGGAAAAUACAAACUAAUCUUGGGUUGAUGCUAUUUUUGAUUCAAUCCAUACAACUGGACAACUUUUGAGAAAUAGCACACUUUUCAGAUGUCAUCCGACAUCUUUCUUGAGAGAAAGAAAAUACAGAUACAGGUUGCAAGUACAUUGUGUGUUGUAUGUUCUGAAGCAAUAAUAACAUGUAUAUCUGUGAUAUAGUGUAUAGAAGAGUGAUUUUUCUCUUACUAGUAUUACACGGAAUGUAUGAAUUUUUUCUGUUUUAAUUUAUGAUGGAAAUUUCAGAUGAAGCGUCAUUAAUGCAAUAUACACGUGCCUUACUAAGAUUAGAUUACAUUAAAAUAAAUGACAUUGUACAAAACUGAUUAAAAAUCAUAUGUAAGCUA